AUAGAAAUAUCUUUUUAUAUUAAUAUUUAGUAUUUGAUUAAAAGUCAAUAUGGUAUUAAGGAUUUUAGAAAAAUAAGAAGAAACAAUUUUAAAAUUCACAGGAUCUUUUUAUCGUUGAUAAUAUGUAGAAUUGCUUAAUAGAUUUACUUUUUUUUUUUCGGAGAUUCAUCUUUUCCGUCUGAGACCAAAAAUAAAACACCACCUUCCAUUUGGAGAAAUCUUGAUACUCUUAGUAAAAGACAGCAAUCGAUAUUGUAUAAUUGUUAAGAGGGAAUGGUUUAAAAAAAAUAAUGUCUCACCGCUAUAUCUGAAUCAAAAUAGCUCGACUCUAUUCUACAUAAAUCAAUGGAUCUUGAAUCAAUUGGAACAUAGUUUGAACUUAAAACUAUGUAAUCUUUUUCGUGAAGCAACUUCAAAAUAAAACAAAUAUCAAGUUAAUCAGAACAAAUAUCAUUCAAAAAUUAGAAUAAAAUAAUAUUCAAAUAACCUCUAUAAUUAUAGAAUGAUUAGUUGAAUUAAUUAUAAACUAUAAUAGAUUUAUUUUUAGAACUUUAAAAAGCAAAUCCCAUUAUAAUCUGCAAUUUAAAAUAAAAUGAGGAUAAAAAAUGUAAAUAUCACAAAACUUAAAAAUUUACUCCACUAAUUUAAUUAUACUCCAUUUUGAAAAUAUCUUUCAUUCCACCGAUUUGUAGUCAACUGAUAUUCAUCACCCUUUUAAAUAGUCACGAAUCUAACCAGCAAUUAGUCAUAAACUUCAUUAAUGCAGAUUAUAGUAAUUAUCUUAAUGUCACGUAACUACAUCUACAGCCAUUUAUUCAUAUAAAGUAAACACGAACUAAUUAUCAGUUGCGCCCAAACACAGCUCUACUUCAACAAACAACAUUCAUAUAUGAUUAAUUAAUCAAUCAAAUAAGAAAUUAUACCCAACACAAAAAGCAACUACCAAACCAGAAAUACAAAAUCCAAUCAAAUUAGUCAACCAAGUUUCUGUCAACUGUCCCAAAAAAAUCCUCCUUCAUAAUCUCAAUUCUCAAAAAAUCCACUUCAACUUCACAAUAUCUCAACUCCCCACUAAAAAAUCCCUCCGCCGCAAAAAUGGGGGUUUUCCGACGACUCCACCUCCGCGCCGCCGCCGCCGUGUUCCUCACCUCCCUCCUCCUCUCCGGCUGCCUCCCGCUCUCCUCCCCCAAAAAAACCAAGCACAAAAUCAAUGGCCCGAUCAAAACCUUCGUAGUUAUAGUUAUGGAAAACCGCUCCUUCGACCACAUGCUCGGCUGGUUAAGAAAAACCCGACCCGACAUCGACGGCCUCACCGGAUCCGAAUCCAACCGGGUCAAUGCAUCCGACCCGGCCUCCCCCUCCGUAUCCGUCACCGACUCCGCCGUCUUCGUCGAAUCCGACCCCGGCCACUCCAUCCAGGCGAUUCGCGAGCAGAUAUUCGGCCGCAACGACACCUCCGCCAGCCCCGCCCCCAUGGACGGCUUCGUGCAGCAGGCGGAGGCCAUGGGGGUCGCCGGAAUGGCCGCCACCGUCAUGAGCGGAUUCAAGCCGGAGCUCGUCCCGGUCUACACCGAGCUCGCGAACCAAUUCGCCGUAAUGGACCGGUGGUUCGCCUCCGUCCCCGCCUCCACGCAGCCGAAUCGCCUCUACGUCCACUCCGCGACCUCGCACGGCGCCUCCAGCAACGUGCGCAAGGAUCUCAUCCGCGGAUUCCCGCAGAAGACGAUUUUCGACUCCCUCGACGAAAAUGACCUAGAUUUUGGGAUUUAUUACCAGAAUAUCCCGGCGACUCUGUUUUUCAAAUCCCUAAGGAAAUUGAAGAACGUAGUGAAAUUCCACAGCUACGCGCUGAAAUUCAAGCUGGAUGCGAUGCUAGGGAGGCUGCCGAACUACGUGGUGAUCGAGCAGCGGUAUUUUGACGUGACGCUGUUCCCGGCGAACGACGAUCAUCCGUCGCAUGACGUUGCGGAGGGGCAGAGGUUUGUGAAGGAGGUUUAUGAGACGCUGAGGAAGAGCCCGCAGUGGGAGGAGAUGGCGAUUUUGAUCACCUACGAUGAGCAUGGAGGGUUCUACGAUCACGUGCCGACGCCGGUUGAAGGAGUGCCCAAUCCGGAUGGGAUCAUUGGACCCGACCCGUAUUACUUCGAGUUCAAUAGGCUUGGCGUGCGGGUGCCUACGCUCUUGAUCUCGCCCUGGAUUGAGAAGGGCUCUGUGAUUCAUGAGCCGAGUGGCCCGACCCUGACUUCACAAUAUGAACACUCGUCGAUAGCUGCUACUGUGAAGAAGCUUUUCAAUCUUAAAAACUCCAACUUCUUGACUAAACGGGAUGCGUGGGCUGGGACUUUCGACAAGUACUUUUACAUGCGUGAUACUCCUCGUAGCGACUGCCCAGAGAAACUCCCAGAGGUGAAGAUGGCACUGAGGCCAAGGGGGGCAAGGGAAGACGAGAAGCUGUCGGAGUUCCAAAUCGAGCUUAUUCAGCUUGCGUCACAGCUCAAUGGAGACUACAUGCUCAACUCCUAUCCUGACAUAGGAAAGGAAAUGGACGUGGGAACAGCUAACAGGUACGCGGAGGAUGCAGUCAAGAGGUUCUUGGAAGCCGGGAGGGCUGCGCUGAAGGCUGGCGCAAACGAGUCGGCCCUCGUUACCAUGAGGCCCUCUCUAACUAGUAGAAUUGCAGAAGCACAGUCCACAACGGGCCAUGAACCCUUCUGAUUGUGCAAAUAUUCCUCCUUUAACGUGUAUAGAUAGAUAGAUAUAGGAAUAUAUGAAGUGGAAUGGAGGUGUUCAUGUAUCCUUGUUGUCGCGUAUGUUAGUUUAAGAUGUACUCAUAUGAGUUUAGAGUGAGGGACGAGAAUCUGCUUGUCUGUUUGUAACACAUACAGUCCUUGCUUAUUAUACCUAGUAGUACUUUAGUACGCCUAUUUAUGUA
Salvia hispanica is the source of this 2932-nucleotide messenger RNA. It is a transcript of the gene NPC1, whose product is annotated as non-specific phospholipase C1. Lineage: Eukaryota; Viridiplantae; Streptophyta; Magnoliopsida; Lamiales; Lamiaceae. The record is from RefSeq and is a predicted model, not a curated record. Gene Ontology annotation, molecular function: hydrolase activity, acting on ester bonds. Gene Ontology annotation, biological process: phospholipid catabolic process.